Molecule: messenger RNA, 1920 nt
Organism: Annulohypoxylon maeteangense
Lineage: Eukaryota; Fungi; Ascomycota; Sordariomycetes; Xylariales; Hypoxylaceae
Exons: 2
Coding region: 1-1611 (536 amino acids)
Source: RefSeq, a predicted model, not a curated record
AUGCCAGUGGAGAUAGUCACCAUAGUGAACUCUUCGGGGAAGAUAAUUAGCAAUGGUAGACACCUGUUAAACGUUCUAAAGGAGGCGAAGGCCUCUUACCAAGAGAAGAAAGCUGCUAUCAAAGCAGAGCGUGCCGUCAAGCGCAGCGAGACUUUUGACGUGCCGCCUUCGCCGCGCUAUUACGAUGAAGUCGAAUACGGUGACUGGCCUCGGCGGGCAUCCCACGACGAUGCCGCUUCCCAAGCGACAUCUCGUAGGAGCUACGGAUCUAAGAGAUCUAAACAACGGUCCGCGUCGCAGACGAGACCGGCAUUGACCGAGCGCAACCUCCAAACUCAUAGCGAAGUCUCAUCAACAGCUCCUUCGCGCCCCCCCGUUACCUAUCGUUCACCAUAUGCGGAAACCGCCGGGAGAGAUAUGACAUUGAGUCGUCCUACUCUGGCGCACGCGCCAACUAUGCCCAUCUACAUCGACGAGCCUUCUAUCGCGCCCUCGAUGCACACUGUGACCGUGCCUCGAUCGAUUUCGGAUCCGGCCUUGAGGGAGAAACGAAAGGAGAUAGAUAUGGAUCUGGCGUACGGAAAUGUCCCUCCAGACCUAGAGGAGAGGAUCGACCUAGAUCCCGUCCACAAGGCCGCCCAGAAGGAGCGCAACGCGCUGGACUUGAUUGGAAAGAUAGAAAAGCUGCUUACGGAGGCCCAAUGUUUACAUCACACGGCGACUCACAUCAUCCAACACCUACAGGGGAAUCCCGACGCUGCCGCCGCCGUCGCUCUCACACUCGCCGAACUAUCUGCGCUACUAGGAAAGAUGUCACCCUCUUUCUUAUCUGUCCUCAAAGGCGGCAGUCCCGCGAUCUUUGCCCUUCUCGCGAGCCCUCAGUUCCUAAUCGCCGCAGGCGUGACGGUCGGGGUUACGGUUGUCAUGUUCGGAGGCUGGAAGAUCGUCAAGCGCGUCUCGGAGGCAGAGCCAAUGGCCGCUACCCCGAUGGCUUUCCCAGCAUAUCAGCCAGGCCCUGACGAAGCCGGUCGACACUAUCCGGAGUCGGAAAUAAGCGCCGGCUUUGACGAGGCUCUCGUCAUCGAGGAGGAGUUGAGCAGUAUCGAGAAUUGGCGCCGAGGUAUCACGCCGUUUGGCGAGGAUGCGCAAGCCGACCUCGAGCUUAUCAGCCCCGAAGCUGAUCGCGCAAUGCGCAAUCAGUACGGUGGCGAUGAUACCCGCAGCGUUCGCACGACUAAGACUAGCCGAACAACAAAAACAAACAGGACAAGUAAAACGGCUAAAACGAGCAAGACGCAUAAGAGCCGAAGGGAUAGUACUGGAGAUGGUCACACCGAGAAGGGGGCUGAUAACGCAAGCGAGGCGGGAAGCCACCGGAGUCAUCGGACCACCCAAAGUCACCGAAGUCAUCGUACCGACAGAACCGAUCGCACUACCAAAUCCAAGCGACCUGAGAAGGUAGAAAUUAAGGCGAUCGAUGACGGUCGUAGUGACCGGGAUAACUCCAUAAACGUGGUACUCCGCCCUAAAAAGGACAACAUGCUCAAGUCCUUAUUUAAGAAGAAGAAGGACCGGGAAGAAAAAGAGCGGGUUUACUCGGUGGUUCGGUAGUCAUAUGAAGUUCGAUUCCUUUUCUUUCUACCUAUACAUUACAACAAUAAGGGGGGUACCAGGCUCGAAGACAUGUCAAUUCAUUAUAUGGGAGUUUUAGGGGACAACGUUUGAACGGGGCAUGAUGCAUCUAGUGAGCGACCUCGCUGUGCAGGAUCUGUUUAUUAAAGGCGAAGACAAUGUAAAGGGUGUCGUCAAGGUGUAUGAAUGGUAUAUUUCGAGUUUAUAGCAUCUAAGCAUCGGCCGACGAACAACAAUAAAGAAGUAUAUGUCUCACAUGAACUUGACUGACAAUAUUGAAUAAAAGCA